Messenger RNA from Coffea eugenioides, 549 nucleotides. RefSeq names its product non-specific lipid-transfer protein-like protein At2g13820. Gene Ontology annotation, molecular function: lipid binding. The record is from RefSeq and is a predicted model, not a curated record. Lineage: Eukaryota; Viridiplantae; Streptophyta; Magnoliopsida; Gentianales; Rubiaceae. Gene Ontology annotation, biological process: lipid transport. The transcript has 3 exons. Bases 1 to 549 code for a protein of 182 amino acids.
AUGGCACCAAAAGGGAUUGUAGCAAUUAGCCUAGUCUUAGCCACGGUGACCAUAUUUUCAGCAGGAGGAGCCGUGGCUCAAUCCAAUUGCAACAAUGUGAUUAUUACCAUGUCUUCAUGCCUUAACUAUGUCACCGGACAAUCCCCAACACCACCGGCUUCAUGCUGCUCUGCACUUGCUAACGUUGUUCAAACCAAUCCUCGAUGCCUUUGCGCCGUGAUCGAUGGUGGCUCUCGAUUUGGAUUUACCAUUAAUUCCACACUUGCUCUUUCACUUCCUGAUGCCUGCAAAGUGCAAACUCCCCCUGCAAGCAGAUGCAAUGCUGCUAAUGGUCCGGCCAUGUCUCCCGUGGGUUCUCCAGAGACUUCACCAGGACCAGCUGGAUCUGCCGAUGGAACAGCAGAUUCCACAACCGACCCGUCUGUCACAGGAUCUAAAGCAACACCAGGCAGUUCUUCCAGUGGAAGCGUUGCACAGAUGCACCUUCAACUCGUUGGCUUCCUCCUGCUCUUGGUUUCAUCAUAUGUUUCCAAAUUUAGCUGCUUCUAA